ACAUAAGUACUACAUAUAGAAGAGAUGCUCUAAUUUAUACUAGCGUCGUAUACAGCCAAGUGAGGCAACUACAAAAACUUACGUAUGAGACUGCAUUCCAAGCCCAAGCCCGGAGAGUGGCAACAACAACCAAAACACAACAAACACUCUCCUUGGCCGCCGACCGCUCGAUCAUCGGCGAAUCACCACGUACGGAGCCAUGGGAGGCGAGUCAGGUCACCAGGAGCCGUCGCCGGCGAGCGCGCGGCCACACGUGCUGCUCCUGUGCAGCCCGUGCAUGGGGCACCUCAUCCCUUUCGCCGAGCUGGCGCGCCGGCUCGUCGCGGACCACGGCCUGGCCGCCACGAUCCUCUUCGCCGCGGCCAUGGAUGCUCCCUCCGAGCACUACGCCGCCCUGGCCUCGUCCGUGCCCGACGGCGUCGACCUCGUCGUGCUGCCCGCGCCGCCGGCGGACGCCCUGCCGCCCUCAACCCCCGUGCGGGAACGCGUCUUGCACGCCGCCGUCUCGGCUGUCCCGCGCGUCCGGGACAUCGCCCGGUCAUUAACCUCGACUGGGCCGCUCACCGCAUUGGUGGUGGACAUGGCCAGCGUGCCGGCGCGCGACGUCGCGACGGAGCUGGGCGUGCCGUGCUACAUGUUCUUCACCUCGCCGUGGAUGCUCCUGUCCCUGUUCCUGCACCUCCCGGAGCUCGACGCGGGGCUCGUCGGGGAGUACCGGGACGCGACGGAGCCGAUCCGGCUGCCGGGCUGCGUGCCGAUCCACGCGCGCGAGCUUCCCGGGUCCCUGCUCGCGGACCGGAGCAGCGAGACGUACGCCGGGUUCCUGUCCUUGGCCAAGGACGCGUCGAGGGUCGACGGGAUCCUCGUGAACACGUUCCGUGAUCUAGAGCCGGCGGUGGGCGAAGGCGGCACGGACUGCGUGAAGGGCAUGCCGGUGCACGCGGUCGGGCCGUUGGUCUGGACACGGCCGUUCGGCGUGAACCGGGAGCCGGAGCACGCACGUCUCAUCGCAUGGCUGGACCAGAAGCCACGCGGUUCCGUGGUGUUCCUGUCAUUCGGGAGCGGCGGCACGCUCACGCGGCGGCAGACGACCGAGCUAGCGCUCGCGCUGGAGGCGACGGGGCGUCCGUUCGUCUGGGCGGCGAAGAGGCCACACGAGAACACGGCAGACGGCGCCUUCUUCGGGACCGGACGACGAGGAGACGACGACGACGACCCGCUCGGCUUCCUGCCGAGGGGCUUCGUCGAGAGGACGUCGGGGGCGGGGCUCGUCCUCUUGUCGUGGGCACCGCAGACGGCGAUCCUCGCGCACGCCGCCGUCGGCUGCUUCGUGACGCACUGCGGGUGGAACUCGAGCCUGGAGAGCAUCCUCAACGGGGUGCCGAUGGUGGCAUGGCCGCUCUACGCCGAGCAGAAGAUGAACGCCGCCAUGCUGGAGGCCCACGCAGGGGUGGCGGCCCGCGUUAACGCCGCCGGCUUUGUGUGCAAGGAAGAGAUUGUGAGCGUGAUCCGACGCGUGAUGGAUGGCGACGAAGCGACGACGAUGAGGAGGCGUGUUGGUGAGCUCAGAGACAGGGCCACGCAUGCGCUGACAAUGCAUGGUUCUUCAACUCUUACACUAGCCAAGGUCACGGAUGUGUGGAAAUCUUCUACUACUCCUAGUGAGGGAAAAUAAAGAGAGCUGCAGGCACCCUCCAUGGACGUCAUUGACGAGGAACAUGCGGAACCACAUGCCAAAGCUAUCGAGCUCGACGAGUACAUCAUCUUGAUGUAGUAGUCAUCGUCAACAAAUUAGCAUGGAUAUAGUUGUGCACUUGUCUAUGUAAGAUCUGUAUGCCUCUAGCAUCCCUUAUCUGAUGAUUAUGCCAUUACGAAAGUUCCAAGC
Messenger RNA from Hordeum vulgare subsp. vulgare (domesticated barley), 1885 nucleotides. RefSeq names its product hydroquinone glucosyltransferase-like. The coding region runs from base 200 to 1675 and encodes 491 amino acids. Gene Ontology annotation, molecular function: UDP-glycosyltransferase activity. NCBI's taxonomy places the organism in Eukaryota, Viridiplantae, Streptophyta, Magnoliopsida, Poales, Poaceae. The transcript has 2 exons. The record is from RefSeq and is a predicted model, not a curated record.